AGGUCUCGCAGAUCGGGGGGCCGCGCUCCUGCAUGUGGGCGGGCGCGUGCGUCCUUCGUGGGCUCUCCCUGCUCCCGGACGAGCGCACCCCGGAUUCCGAGGGUCCCGUUUUCGUGGGCCGCUUCCCGCGGGAGCUCGCCUCAAACCGCAGGCCGGGCCUCGCUCUCCUCCGGAGGGCCCCGUCGGGCCCCCACCCCGGGGCCCGGGCCAGCGACUCGGACGACGACGAUCCCGCUCGCGAAGCGAGGCUGUGGGUCGAAUGGCGUCUCCAUCGUUGGCCAUGCGUUUUUCAACCCUCUGUCUGGCCAGUACGCGUGCGGCUGGUCCUCGUCAGGUAAAAAAAAACCACCCCCGGGCCUGGGCCCGAGUCUCGCGCCUCCCCGAGCAGGGCGCACAGGGCCCGUGGGGCGGUGGCCGCCUCGCGGGCCUCCCCGCUGACGAGGCGCCCGGCGGGGCGCUCGGCGAGGCCGGGCGCCCGGCCAGCUCGGGGAGGCCCUCGGACCUGCGGCCGCUGAGCCUGGCGGUGUCGCCCCCCGAGGUGCACCUGCUGACCUCCCUGGUGCUGCGGGGGAGGCGGCAAGAUCACCCCCACGUGCGAGAGAUGCUCGCCGCGUUCCAGGCGAACCUCCGGAACCGCUACGUCACCAGCGUUCACGUCCUCCUGGAGACGCCGGGCAGGCCCGGCGGGCUGUGCGCCGCUCUGCCCGCGGCGAUUCAGAGUGUGACUGGCAUGGGGGUUUCUCCCAGCGAGUUCGGGAAGAUCACCUGCAGGGUGUGGUCUCGGCAGCCAACUUAUGCUGACUUGUUCAGGUACGCGAACAGCAACAUGAGCAGGACAGGGAACAUAGUGCUCGCCAAUGCGGACGUCGUCUUCGAUGAGACCCUGCGGCGGAUGAAGCAGCUGCAGCCCGGCAGCCAGGGUCACCUCAUCUCCGUGCGGCCUCCCCAGUACGCAGGGGACUUCAAGGCAAUCUGGCACACGCCCUGCACGACGGUUCUGAACAAGUGCUCGAGGGAGACCCACAGCUGGGACGCCUACGCGUUCUCCCUGCCUCUCUCGCCUCAGCUGUUGGGUGCCGACCUGGCGUUCACAAUGAAUAUUCUGGCUGCAGACCACAGGGCUGCUUUUGCUCUGAGCGACUCUGGCUUAACACUGACGAACCCUUGUAUGCACAUCAAUGCAUUUCACUGGCACUGCUUUUCUGAAAAGAUGCACGCUAACUUCACGGACGAAUACCAGGACGGCAACUCCCGCUACUCGGCGGGCAAACAUGGCGUGAUCAAAGCGUCAUACCCGUGCCAGGAUUUCCCUUUCGACGAUCUCAUUGACCCGGCAUGUCGGCAGUGA
This is a messenger RNA of Prorocentrum cordatum, 1348 nucleotides long. NCBI's taxonomy places the organism in Eukaryota, Dinophyceae, Prorocentrales, Prorocentraceae. The record is from the annotation of a GenBank genome assembly.